Molecule: messenger RNA, 2320 nt
Organism: Cervus elaphus (red deer)
Lineage: Eukaryota; Metazoa; Chordata; Mammalia; Artiodactyla; Cervidae
Gene: KRT78
Product: keratin 78
Exons: 9
Coding region: 77-1810 (577 amino acids)
Biological process (GO): intermediate filament organization; keratinization
Cellular component (GO): keratin filament
Molecular function (GO): structural constituent of skin epidermis
Source: RefSeq, a predicted model, not a curated record
AAAUCUCGUGCCGGGCCUCAGGGCAGGAACUCGCUCUUGACGAUCCUUUGCAGCCCUGAGACCUUCAGUCACUGCCAUGUCUCUCUCUCCCUGCCGGGCCCGGAGGGGCUUCAGUGCUCGCUCAGCCUGUUCUGCCCAAUCGGUGGGCCGAAGCAGGUCUGGCUUCAGCAGCAGGAGCCUCAGUUCCUUUCGGGGGUGCCGAGGAGGCUCUCGUGGAAGGACCUGGGGUUCAUGGGGAAGGUUAGGGGUGCGGCUUGGGGAGGGGAGUGGUGGGCCUGGGCUUUCCUUGUGCCCUCCGGGAGGCAUCCAGCAAGUGACCAUCAACCAGAGUCUUCUGACCCCACCGAAGAUUGAGAUCGACCCCCAGUUCCAGGUGGUUCGGACUCAGGAGACCCAACAGAUCAGAGUCCUCAACAACCAGUUUGCUUCUUUCAUUGACAAGGUGAGGUUCCUGGAGCAGCAGAACAAGGUCCUGAAAACCAAGUGGCACUUGCUGCAGCAGCAGGGGUCGAGUGACAGACCCCAGGGCCUGGAGUCUUUCUUCGAGACCUAUCUGGUCCAGCUCAAGACACAGCUGGAGCGGCUGCAGAGGGAACGAGGGUCUCUGGAUGCCGAGCUGAAGUCCUGCCAGGGCCAGGAGGAGGAGUAUAAAGCUAAGUAUGAGUGUGAGGCCCAUAAGCGUGCCACACUGGAGAAUGACUUUGUGGUCCUCAAAAAGGAUGCAGACGGGGUUCUCCUGAGCAAGAUGGAGAUGGAAAGCAAGGUGGAGGAUCUGAAAGAGUACAUCUGCUUCCUGAAACAUCUCUAUGAAGAAGAGCUGGGCCAGCUGCAGACCCAGGCCAGUGACAUGUCCGUGGUGUUGUCCAUGGACAACAACCGCUGCCUGGACUUCAGAGACCUCAUCGCCGAGGUCCGAGCCCGGUAUGAGGAGAUCACCCGGACCAGCAAAGCCGAAGCCGAGCUGCUGUACCAGACCAAGUACCGGGAGCUUCAGGCAUGUGCCCAGCUUCAUGGGAACAGCAUGAAGGAAACCAAAGUCCAGAUCACUCAGCUGCAGCAGACAAUUAAGAAGCUGCAGAGUCAGAUUGAGAACGUCAAAAAUCAGAACGCCAGCCUGCAGGUUGCCAUUGCUGAUGCUGAGCAGCGUGGGGACCUGGCCCUCAAGGAUGCUCAGACCAAGCUGGCCGAGCUGGAGGCCGCCCUGAGAACUGCCAAGCAGGACAUCGCGCGGCUGCUGCGUGACUACCAGGAGCUGAUGAGCGUGAAGCUGUCCCUGGAUGUGGAGAUUGCCACUUACUGCCAGCUGCUGGAGGGCGAGGAGUGCAGGAUGUCUGGGGAAUGCGCCAGCCAGGUGACUCUCUCUGUUGGGGGAGGCAGCACUGUCGUGUCUGGAGGAGCAGAUGGUGGCCUGGUGGGCACUUGUGGACUUGGAGGCGGGAAAGGCAGCUUUGGGUCUAGCUGCUCCAGCGUUGUGAAGGGAGGCUCCAGCAUCGUGAAGGGAGGCUCCAGCAUUGUGAAGGGAGGCUCCAGUGUCGUGAAGGGAGGCUCCAGCAUUGUGAAGGGAGGCUCCAGUGUCGUGAAGGGAGGCUCCAGCAUCGUGAAGGGAGGCUCCAGUGUCAUGGAGGGAGAAUCCAGUGUCGUCAAGGGAGGCUCCAUCAUUGUGACUGGUGGCUCUAGCAUCAUCCUGGGCUCUGGGCAGGGCCCUGUUGUGGGCUCUAGCUCUGUGUCGGGCUCUUCCUCUUGCUCCACCAGCCACACUAUCCUGAAGAAGACGGUUGAGUCAAGUCUGAAAACGUCUGUCACAUACUGAGUGACCCAGAGGCCACCUACUCACCCCUGCUUUCCCGAGCCCUCUUAGAUCUUCUCUCAUCCUCAUCAUUCCCACCCCUGUGCUGCCGACUCUGCGUUCACUGCCCACAGCCUGAGCCGGCCACAGGGGACCCUGCAGAAGUCAGCGGGUCCUGCCCACUUGCUGUUCUGAAUGCUCGUCCAGUCUAGCCUUGCUCUGCGUGCUAAUUUGCAUCUUUACUUGUCUGCUGCCGGCCCCAACCAAGGAGCACAGGGCCCAGCCUCAGCCCACCAGCCAGCCUCGUCCUCCCCUCUCUCUGCAGCCUACAACCAAGCUGGGAAAACUCCUGAUUGGGCUUGGCAAGAUUGCAUCUCCAUCCCAAGGGGAAGGGUCGAGGCCCACUGACCAGAGCCUGAGGGCUGGAACGAAGGGCCAUACUUUUGCCCUCUUCACCUGCCUCUGGGCCACCAUUUCUGUAUUUCUGUCCAUUUAUUCUCUGUGAAAUAAAGCAGCACCCAGUUCUCCCUGCAA